Molecule: messenger RNA, 2064 nt
Organism: Dichomitus squalens LYAD-421 SS1
Lineage: Eukaryota; Fungi; Basidiomycota; Agaricomycetes; Polyporales; Polyporaceae
Exons: 5
Coding region: 370-1737 (455 amino acids)
Biological process (GO): carbohydrate metabolic process
Cellular component (GO): extracellular region
Molecular function (GO): cellulose binding
Source: RefSeq, a predicted model, not a curated record
GCUCGCCUUACACCCGAUGAUGGCCCGCGGCAUUCCAGGUGAUCCAUGCCAAGCCCAUGUAUAGCCCCCUACACCAUAUUCUACACAUAGUGUAUGUCGAACCAUCACAGCGCGUUGCCCUGAUGCUCGCAGUUAGACGUCAGCCGUCACGCGGCACCGCACCUUGUUCCAGCUUCGAUGUGACGUUCCAGAGUCCAUCCUUCUCGAUGCGACCGCUGACGGACCGCUUGUCCUCUCCAAUUCAGAGUCGGGGACUUCUUCGGAGCACCGUGGCUCUCGGGGCCCGGCGGAGAAGGGCUGCCCGAGUUCAUAAGGGUUUGUGAAGAGACGAUCAGAGUCUACUCGAAGACGUUCGUCUGCUAAAGCGCGAUGCAUUUCUUCGCCUCUGUCACUGUUGCUUUCGCGCUCCUCCAGGUCGCUCUCAGUCAGGAGCACUCGCCUGUGUGGGGCCAAUGCGGUGGUAUCGAAUGGAGCGGCGCGACCAGCUGCGUGGCGGGCAGUACGUGUACGGUCGUUAAUCCAUACUACUCGCAAUGUUUGCCGGCGGUCGCCUCACCGACGACGACUAGCGUCCCAACCUCCACCCCGCCCAGCGUCCCUGCUGCUUGCUCUACCCCGUCCACGGUCUCGAACUUCAGCAACUCUGCCCUGCCUGACCCUUUCCUCUUCGACGAUGGCACGCCCGUGACGACCGUUGACGACUGGUCGUGCAGGCGUGCGCAGAUCCUUGCCCUUGUCCAAGGCUACGAGGCCGGUGCCCUCCCUGGCAAGCCAUCCUCGCUCGCGGGAACGUUGACCACAUCUGGCAACACAAGCACCCUCUCUAUCACCGCGAGCAACAAUGACACCUCCAUCACCUUCGAGCCAACCAUCACUUUCCCCUCCGGUGACCCCCCAGCUGGUGGAUGGCCGCUCGUGAUCGUGUACGAUUCGCCGAGUCUUCCUAUUCCGUCUGGCAUCGCGACCAUGAUCUACAGCAACUCCCAGAUGGCCCAGCAGAAUGACCAGUCCAGCCGUGGCGUCGGUCUCUUCUACGACCUCUUUGGUCAGAACGCGACCGCGUCCGCAAUGACGGCCUGGGCGUGGGGCGUGUCGCGCAUCAUCGACGUACUCGAGCAGACGCCUUCCGCGAACAUCAACACGCAGAAGAUCGCCGUCACCGGCUGCUCGCGCGACGGCAAAGGCGCGCUCAUGGCCGGCGCGCUCGAGCCGCGCAUCGCGCUCACGAUCCCGCAGGAAUCCGGCUCCGGCGGAGACACAUGCUGGCGGCUUUCUCUGUUCGAGCAGGAGCAGGGGAGCGACGUGCAGACGGCGACGGAGAUCGUGCAGGAGAACGUGUGGUUCUCGACCAACUUCGCCAACUACGUCGACGACCUGAACGCGCUCCCGUACGACCACCACCUCCUCGCCGCGCUCAUCGCGCCACGCCCGAUGAUCUCGUUCGAGAACACGGACGUCGUCUGGCUCAGCCCGAUGAGCGCGUUCGGGUGCAUGAGCGCGGCGCACACCGUGUGGGAGGCGCUCAGCAUCGCGGACUUCCACGGGUUCGAGCAGGUCGGCGGGCACCAGCACUGCGCGUGGCCGUCGUCGCUCACGCCUCAGCUGAACGCGUUCUUUGACCGCUUCUUGCUCGGGCAGAACGUCAGCACGGACUUCUUCGCGACGAACGACGAGUUCAACGGCGUCACCUGGACGCCGUCCCAGUGGAUCAAUUGGACCACCCCAACCCUCAACUGAACUUGCACUGGGUGCCUUCCAGAUGCAAUGAGGUCGUAAUAGCGGACCAGAAGCGAGCGUUUUGUUCAUUGGUUUCCAAUGUCAGAAUCUCCGUACAGCACCGUCAGAAUGCUAUGAUGUGACAGUUCUUAUGUAGAAAUGCCGAUCUACUUGCCAAUCUGACUGGAAUCAAUCAUAGCUCAUUCAUUUUCUGUCGUACAGUUGAUCCUUCUUGGUUCCCUGCUUCUCGGACUCGAAGGCUGUCGCUGAGCUUACCUAGGUCAUUUCACUUCGCAUGCUUGAUGUUGCGUAGCUGUGGGUUUGACGCUCAACAAGUGUAACAGACGG